Schistosoma margrebowiei is the source of this 5159-nucleotide messenger RNA. Lineage: Eukaryota; Metazoa; Platyhelminthes; Trematoda; Strigeidida; Schistosomatidae. The record is from the annotation of a GenBank genome assembly.
GAGUUUUAGGAAUAGGCGGGGAUAUUAAAAGUUCGCGAUGCAAGGAGUUAAUCUGCACUGUCCGUUAGUUGUCAAAUAAACAUGUCACUCAUUAGAAUGGAAUCACAAAAUAUAGAAAAAAAUGUUCCGAGUACAAAUUCUAGCGGUGAUAGUCCGACGACACUUAUCUAUGGUUUACCAUCUCUUUUCACAUCUGAGAUUUUAUAUGACGGACCCAAACGAUGUAUACUCAAGACAAAUGUGGAUAAUAUAUCUUCCAGCGGCACUUCAAAUAAUAUGAAUGGAGGCCAUGGAACAGAUACAGAUUACACAGGAUUAUGCCAUAAAGAGUGUUUUUCUGUCACUCAUAUUCGUGAAUUAACAGACAGCACAAUAAAGGAAAAUGUGGCUAGCUCUCAAAACAACGAAGCAAGAGGAUCUUGUGAUUCGGUGACAUGUUUUUCAGAACACGAGUUGUCCGACAUUCCUUUGAGUUCCAAUGACGAAAACAGAGUGAAUUUUGAUGUAUCGGAUAUCUCGAAACAGUUGGUUCUAUUGUCCCCUUUUUCUGGAAAAAAGUUCGCGACUGUCCGUUCAGAAAGCAAUUAUGUCCCAAUGACGUCUAGUUUUCUAACGGAAAAGGAUAGUGUUUGUGUUCGGUCCUCGGAUGUGAUGCAGCAAAGUACGUUACAGCCAAAACAUAUCACUGUAACAAUGCCUACUGUAGAAGAUGGUCUCUCAAGUGGCAGUGACUCAGGUAGCCCGUGUCUUAUUUCAAGAUCUCACGUGAAAGACUGUUCAUUCGAUAUGCGCUCGUUUUCUGGUAGCCCUGAUUCAGUCACAGACAUUUACUGUGGGAGACCUACCAUUAAUUCAAGUUCUGGGAGUCUCGAUGGAGAGCAUUUGCUAAACCCUGCCAUAGUGCGAGAUAUUUCAAACGAUAUCAUGGAUAUUAAAAGGACUUUGAAUGCUUCUGAUCACUCAAAAACAUACAUUCCUACAUGUGAACAAAAUGUUGUAAAUACCGUAAAUACGAGCAAAUCAAAAGAACAAAAUAUCAAUCCAAAAUCUCCUGACAGAGUAAAUGGCUGUCAUUGUACUGAGAUGAAAACCGGACUCAUACCUUCAGAUGUAUCUUAUGCUAAUAAAAUCUCUUCCUCUAGCCGUAAUUGGGAUAUGUUUAAUGACCACGAUAAAGAGAAAAAUACUGUUCCGGCUGUUGUAGAAUAUACGGAUGAAGGUACAUUUGACCAAGCUUCUUGUAAUGCUACUGAUAUUAAAAAUAAUAUUCUGGAAUCACCUACUGAUUUAUAUUCACACAAACAAAUGCAUCAUUGGACAUUCCCUGCACAAGUACAUACUGUCUAUAGUUCAAGUGAUGAUGAAACUUCCCAUAGAAGUAAUGCUAGUAAAUCUAUUUCUAAUAAAUCUGAAAUUAAAUCUCGAAAUAAUUCAGAUAAAGGACAAAAUACGAAAUGUUCAUCACCAUUAUCAUUUUCAUCGUUUGAUAAUUCAAAACAAAAAAGUCAGUAUAAAGCAUCAACCAAUUCAAGUCAUCCAGGUACGAUAGAAAAUAAAUUAAAUUCGAAGAGUGCAGCUCAUACUAAUGUUAAUUCUGAUGAAGUUUAUAAGUCACCCAUUUCACGACAGUCCGAUCGUCGAGACGGGGAUUUCGACAGCGAUGAGGAUACAGCUCAACUAUUAGAUAAACAGUAUCAAGCUGAUAAACAAGUUUAUAUUCCAGAAUUGAAAGAUAAGUCUUGCAUAGAGGCUGAUCGUCAACGUAGAGUUCGAGAAGUCUCUGUUCGACAUCCUGAACAACCAGAUGUUCUCAUACAUGGAUUAUUGUUUCGAGCUCAGUAUAUGGGAAGUACUCAGAUUUUAUGUAAUAAACAAUCAACACGAAUGUCUCGUAUGCUUCAAGCUCAAGAAGUAGUGAAUCGUAUCAAGGGUGCUCCAGAUGACGAAUCACAUCCUAGCGUAACAGUUGAAUUGUUUGUCUCAACAGAACGUAUUAUGAUAUUAAACAGUAAUCUUGAAGAUAUUUUGAUUGAUCAUAAAUUACGUGCAGUUUCAUAUAUUGCUGAUAUUGGCGAUUUAUUUGUUCUAAUGUCACGUCGAUUAGAUCCUUCAACACAAUCAGAUGAGUCUGAAAAUUAUUUUACGUCUAAUUAUCAGAAUAAUGAACCGAAAGAAAAUUCAAAUUAUAACGCUGAUAAUAAUAAUACUGAGCAACAACACUCAGUAGUACCACCGAAUUCAAAUAUUUCCAGCGUUACAAAAUCAACAAUGAUAGAAAAAUUAAAAAAGCCAAUGAAAAUGAUUUGUCAUGUGUUAGAAUCAACAGAAGCUCAAUUAAUUGCUCAAACAGUUGGACACGCAUUUCAACUUGCUUACUUAGAUUUUCUACGAGAAAAUGGUAUUGAAGAUUUAGGCAUUAUAAAACAAUUAGAUUAUGAUGAUAUUUUAAAACAACAAGAAAUAUUCUGUGAUGAACUUUCUUUAUUUUGUGAUAAAGAUAAUCAUAAAGAGGUUACUAUACCUAAACAAAAAGGUGAAUCAUUAGGUGUCGUAAUUGUAGAAUCUGGUUGGGGCAGUCUACUACCAACUGCUUUAUUAGCUAAUAUGCAUCCAACUGGUCCAGCUGCACGAUGUGGACAACUGAAUAUCGGAAAUCAAAUUGUCGCUGUUAAUGGGCAAAGUUUAGUUGGCCUGCCACUUUUAACAUGUCAACAAAUAAUUAAGAAUUGUCGGCAAUCUACAAUCGUAAAAUUAAUGAUAAUCAGUUGUCCACCUGUUGUUGAAGUACUUAUUCGUCGUCCUAGUUUAAAUUAUCAACUUGGUUUCAGUGUACAAGAUGGUGUAAUUUGUAGCCUACUUCGUGGUGGUAUUGCUGAACGUGGUGGAAUUCGUGUAGAUCAUAGAAUUAUUGAAAUUAAUGGUGAAAGUGUAGUUGCUGUAUCACAUGAAAAAAUUGUACAACUUCUGGCUACUUCAGUUGGUGAAAUACAUAUUCGAACAAUGCCUACCUCAGUCUUCCGACUAUUGACAGGACAAAUUAUUCCUCGGUAUAUAUGAUAAAGAGAAUUUACUUGGUUGUGUAUAUUAUACAUUUAAUCUCUUAUUUGUUGUAUCUGGAGCAUUUAUUUCUGUGAGUAUUGACAAUGUUUAUCAACCGAUGAAAUGAUCUGAUUCACAAUAUAUACAAUAAUAAUCUCAUAGGAAUUUGCAACUUGUACGUACAUAUAUUGUGGGAAAUCCCAAUGAUUUCACUUCUCUUUGAACUAGGUUUUAUUUACAUAUAUAGUCAGAUGUCUUUAUAUAUAUGGUUUUGAAAAAACGCCUCCAUUAUAAAUAAACUAAUGAUGAUGGUCAUCUUAUUUUAUCUCGUAUUUUUUGUGUUCUGUUUACUUAUUUCUUUAAAACAUUGGGAUAAUAUUACUUAUUUUAAUAUGUAAUCACACGUUAACAGGAUUGAAUAUUCGCACAGAUAAUCUAUUGUACUCAUAUAUAUAUUCGCUCCUAUUUUUCCGAUCCAUAACACAUCUGCCCAUAUACAUAAUAACAUCGUUGUCAAUUUUAAUUGAUCCACGAUAUUAUUUCCAUUUUUUUUCAGGUUUAUUUUUCUCCCAGAAUAAUUAUGCAUUUCUAUUUAUUAUUCUUUGUAUUAAUACUAAUUUUUCUUGAUUGUUUUUUUUUUAAAAAAAAUUAAUAUUGUGUUGUCUGCUUGCCUUGAAAAUUAUUUAUCAUUUACUGAAAGUUUUAUUCACUUUCAUCUUUAUUAAAACAAUCUCUUUCUUAUAUUUGAUUUAUUAUACAGUAUUGAAUUGGUAGUAGUUUUUACUAACGGGAAAUAAGAUUGUCUGUUUACUGUUGUUGUUCUCUCUCUCUCUCACACACACACACUUUCUCAGAGUUUAUUUACUUAAUAUCAAAAUUAUGAUUGUUAUUUCUGUAAUUGUCGUAUAGGAAAAAAAGUCCUCUUCCCUAUUCAUCAAUACAAACUGAACUUAAUAACAAGAUAAUUAUUUUAAAAACAUAUUGGGAAUCAAUUAAAUUAUCAUUUAGCUGGAUUAAAGCUAUUCAUUGAGUCUGAAAGUUGAUUUUAAAAAACGUAUAGAUACCUGAAUAAAUUACAUCUAUAUUAAUUAACAAUAACAAAUUAGGUUAUGUUAAAUGUUAUAGAUUAAGAGCAUAAUAUGGUAUUAUAGUUAUUUAUUAAUUGAAUUAAUGUAGACCAGUAUAAGGAAACAUCGAUAAGCUGAUUUUAAAAAACAUAAUUGAAAAGUCAUUCCUAUCAUAUUAAUCUGUGAAGUAGUCAUUUAUAUCAUAAUCUCUUACAAAUGUACACCUAUGCAUUCAAAAUUGUAUUGGUUUCUCGAUUCAAGCUAUUGUAAACUCAGCUACAAGAUGUCUCAUGUAUUAAAACAAACGGUAUUUAGUUAGAGUUUGAAUAUGCACGUGUUAAUACUAGGAUUUAGGUACGUCCAACUGACAGGCUUUACAUAGGACAAAACGCGUAUUCUGGAUUUAGCUGCUAGCCAAAAUCCAACUUUAUAAAAUUCCAAACUGAGGCGAAUCUGCUCAAGAUGGGUGGAUUACAAUAAUAAUUGAUCGAAUUCGUUCCUUAAUUUCAACGUGAAAAAAGAAACCACAUGCAUAAAUUAUCAAUUAACUUGAUCUUAUUUUGAAAGAACUUAUAUUCAGUGAUGUAGCUGACAGUUUCUUCAUUCAAGAGAAGUGUUUAUGUAGUUUCAUCAAUAACAGGAAAUGUGCCUAAGAUAUUUUCGGCAUCAUGCUCACUGUGAAACUUGAAGCUUAAACUUCCUGAUUUAAAGAAAUCUCCAACUAUUAGGAGAAAAUUGGCACAUUUAAGAACAAAGCUAAAGCCAUACAAUCACGUUCAGAAAAGUUAAAAUUUAAACAAGAAUCUGUGAAUGAAUGGAGGUUGAUAAGAAACAGUCAUUAGAAAUCAAAAGUCAAAGUGAUUGUCUUAUGAGAUAGCAAUUCUUCAAAUCAUGGUGUUAUGUGAUCUAAAGAAGUCUAAUAGACAAUAUAUCCUAUUGUUGAACCUAUUCAUACAUUUUAUCUUACUACUUUCUUUAUCAUUAUUUUAUAUUCCUUACAAGCGGAUAUAUAAUGAGUAAUAUUUUUACAAAAUAUAUGAAUACUUGAUACAU